Messenger RNA from Melanaphis sacchari, 891 nucleotides. RefSeq lists its product as uncharacterized. The record is from RefSeq and is a predicted model, not a curated record. The transcript has a single exon. NCBI's taxonomy places the organism in Eukaryota, Metazoa, Arthropoda, Insecta, Hemiptera, Aphididae. Bases 1 to 891 code for a protein of 296 amino acids. Gene Ontology annotation, molecular function: nucleic acid binding.
AUGGAGAGAAAUGACAUUGUUGCACUUCGAUAUAAAUUUCUUCGAGAAAUUUGUACGCUGCGCAAGGCAAAAGAUGAUCGCCCUAUCGUGUAUAUUGACGAAACAUGGGUCAACCAAAACCAUUCGAGGUCAAUUAUAUGGCAAAAUGAAUGUAGCACUGAAGGUUUGAAAGUUCCUACAGGAAAAGGAGGUCGGCUUAUCGUGUGUCACGCUGGAUGUUCUCGUUACGGGUUUAUUCAAGGGUCCAAGCUAGUAUUCCGUAGUAAUACAGGCAAUACCGCCGACUAUCAUAGUCAGAUGAAUGCUGAAGUAUUUCAAAAAUGGUUUAUUGAACUAUUAAAUAAUCUUGAAGAACCGUCUGUCAUAGUUAUGGACAAUGCGUCAUAUCAUUCCACGUUGGCAGAAAAUUAUCCAAAAAGCAAUUGGAGAAAAGCUGACGUACAAAAAUGGUUAACUGAAAAAAAUAUUGAAUUUAGCCCGCUUGAAACGUUACCAGAACUUCACCAAAAAAUUAAAGCCUUAAUUCCACGCGAAAAGCAAUAUUUGCUUGACCAAAUUGCUUUAGAAAAUGGACACGAAGUAAUACGGUUACCUCCUUACCAUUGCCAAUACAACCCAAUCGAAUUUAUUUGGGCCCAAGUUAAGAGUCGAGUGGCGAAAAACAACAAUACGUUCAAGAUGGUGGAUAUCGAACGUCUUACCCACGAAGCGUUAGAUGCGGUAACCAAAGAGGAUUGGGAGAAGUGUGUAAGACAUGCCGAACAAUUACAAGAAUUAGAUAACCAAAAGGAAAUCCUUAGAGACACCAUAAUGGAACCAAUAACUUUGACGAUAAUGCCUGAUGAUAGCGAUUUCAGUGAUGAAGAAUCAGAUACAGAGCAAUUGGAAUAA